Messenger RNA from Rhodofomes roseus, 338 nucleotides. RefSeq lists its product as uncharacterized. The record is from RefSeq and is a predicted model, not a curated record. The annotation marks the transcript as partial. The transcript is spliced from 2 exons. Lineage: Eukaryota; Fungi; Basidiomycota; Agaricomycetes; Polyporales; Fomitopsidaceae.
GCAUGCAUGAGCAUGAUCCCGACACUAUCGAGAAAGAGAAACACCGUAACUUGACCGGGAAGCAGCACAAGACUUCCGCACCCCAUGAGAAGACUGCUCCAGGGUGGAACGAGUACCUCGCCAGUGCGUCCGAGGCUGCCGUCAAGGUGAGUAUAUGCGCUACAGCCACACCACAAACCCAUCGCUGAUGUCCGCGUAGGCCGACCAGUCGCACGGGGAGGGCGACGGCGGGACUGCUGCUAUGCAGCAGAACACGGUCACCCACGUGAAACGACGCUACCAUGAAGAGGACUCCCCAGUGCCAAACCCGCAGGAGCAGACCUCCUCGCCGGAGCAAG